AUGGGCACUUACAUAGGCUUGCGCGCGCCCACCCCCAACUUGUCCUCCUCUCACAUACUUGGCUCCUCGCUCGCCUACUCGCCCACCCAACCACCACCAUCACCACCAUCUCAAUCCUUCGGACUGGGAUUAGUCGUCCACCACCCGCAAGCACCAUCACACACAACCACGACAAGGACCAGGACCAGGACCAGGGACCAGACUAAAAAUCAACUCUCCUGCAUGUCCCGCCCGCUCCUCUCACAUAUCUCCGUUCACCACUGGCUACCCGGCUCGCACCCGUACGCUGUAGCUUCCCACGUCCCUUUUUACGUCCGUAACUCCCCCCGGAACACCCAGGUAACCCUCGACCGUUCCCAGUUUCUAUCCUCUUUGGACCGCAUCCUCGACUCUCUUCAACGAAUGACCGUCUUGUUUGCUUCGAUUUUCAUCCCGACAGCCUCUCAUAACACCCUCCUUUUCCAAACGCUCGGCCAUUGA
Messenger RNA from Colletotrichum tamarilloi, 480 nucleotides. RefSeq lists its product as uncharacterized. The transcript has a single exon. The record is from RefSeq and is a predicted model, not a curated record. NCBI's taxonomy places the organism in Eukaryota, Fungi, Ascomycota, Sordariomycetes, Glomerellales, Glomerellaceae. The coding region runs from base 1 to 480 and encodes 159 amino acids.